AUGCCAGUUUCAGCUGGUUUUUCUUUUCGUUUGACCGAUGUUGUUGCAAUUACCUUUCACAAGCCACAAACACGAAAAUUACAAUUUAAGAAAAGUUCAAAAAUACGGAAACAAAAAGUGAUUCAACAUCAACAUGACAUCAAAUUGGGAUUGUUCAUUAAACAACCUGCGCAAAUAGAAGAAUAA
Molecule: messenger RNA, 186 nt
Organism: Clunio marinus
Lineage: Eukaryota; Metazoa; Arthropoda; Insecta; Diptera; Chironomidae
Source: the annotation of a GenBank genome assembly